This is a messenger RNA of Vespa crabro (European hornet), 4809 nucleotides long. RefSeq names its product scavenger receptor class B member 1 (gene dsb). Gene Ontology annotation, cellular component: cytoplasm; membrane. NCBI's taxonomy places the organism in Eukaryota, Metazoa, Arthropoda, Insecta, Hymenoptera, Vespidae. Gene Ontology annotation, molecular function: scavenger receptor activity. The transcript is spliced from 10 exons. The record is from RefSeq and is a predicted model, not a curated record. The coding region runs from base 1946 to 3676 and encodes 576 amino acids.
CGCCCAGCUCAUCAACAAAAUCGUUGUCGUCAUUACCACCACCACCAUCGUCUUCGCCACCACUAUCUUCAUCACCACCACCACUACCACCAACACAAGUAUUUGUAGCGGGAGCACUAAACCCACCACCAUUGGUAUCGUUACCGCUACCGUUGAGUUCUCCUUUGGAUACGAGGUGGGUACGAAGUAACGUUUUACUAAUGGUCCAGACAGUUUCAUUUAAUCACUUCGUCGUGUAAAUCGUAGAUCAUCAAUAGUCGCGCGUGAAUUUUAGAUCGUGCACGUCGCGUUCGUUUAGAAGAAAAAGAGAGUAGAGGUAUUAGAUAAGAAAAAAGAAGGGAAGAAGAGAAAGAAAUUACAUUUAUAUAUAACGGUCGAACACGCAAUAGAACGUUCAAUUUCUUUCACCAUACCGACGAAUCUCGAGAGCCGGUUCUGUUUCUUUUUUUCUUUCUUUUAUUUCUUUUUCUUUUUUUAACUUUUGUUCUCCCUUUUCUUUUGUUUUUCUUUUGUUCUUCUUUCUUCCAGUUUAUCAGAGCGUUUCAUUCACAAUUGUCGUCAGUAUUCGUUUAGAGAUCGAUCGCUGCGGUGACUUUAACGCUUGGAACGAAAGCUUCCUAGUAAGCUCACGUUUCCUUUUCAUAGUGUUCGAGCCGAUAAAGAUAAAAGAAUUCGAACGGUGUAUGUAACGGUGAUAUCUAGGGAGAAAGGAAUUACACGUCGUCUGUCUCGCCGGAAAUUCACAUCGAAGGAAAAUCUUGGAGAGGAUCGCGGAAAAGUUGUCGAAAGGAACGCGACGAACCGUUUGGUCAUCGGUGAUCCAGGAGAGAAACUUCGUUCUCUCGCUUUCUUCUUCUUUUUCUAUUUAUCUCUUACUCUCUCGCUCUACAACCACGACCCACCCUAUUUUCACUCCGGCUUCUUGUGUAUUACAUAAAGAGGCACAUUUUAUUGGCCAGUUAACAAACCCGCGACCGAGUGCUUACUUAAGUGCGUGUGUAUAUGUCCGCGCGAGUACUCGCGCUUUCAAAUCCACACUUUUCGGAGACGACAAAAGAGCGAGAAAGAAGAACUACUAAAAAACGAAGAAAUCUUUCAUAAAUUUCUGUGGGAGUCAAGGACAAGCAACUGUCGUUUUACCAAGAAAAAAAUAAAAAGUACAAGAAGAAAAAGAAAAAGAAAAAGAAAAAGAAAAAGAAAAAGAAAAAGAAAAAGAAGAAGAAAAAGAAAAAGAAAAAGAAGAAGAAAAAGAAAAAGAAAAAGAAAAAGAAAAAGAAAAAGAAAAAGAAAAAGAAGAAGAAGAAGGAGGAGGAAGAGGAGAAGAAAAGAAAAACGGCCGAGAGUGAAAGUUAUUUUAUUACUCGUUAAAAAUUUCGAUUCACGGUCAGAUCCAUGACCUAAUGUCGUCUGCAAACGUCCUUUAGAUUUAUCUUUUUUUUUCUCAAAGAAGCGCGUGAAAGCGCGCAGAGGUCAUCGUUGUCUCUUUUUAAUCAUUUGCGAGAUUCCAAGUUACUAGAACUGCAUACUUCGGUCAAUCAGAAAGAAAGAAAACACAAAGGAGUAGUAUCUGGAGUCUAAUUCUAAGACAAUUUUUGAUUCAUCAUCUAUCCAAAUAACGUGAUAUUAUGAGCUUUUACAUCUGUCAGACAAAUAAUAUCCAGAAGUAUUCCCUGACACGAUGUUGGGAGAAGUAACAUGACGACGUGCUUUCUAAACGUAACACAUCGUGGAUUAGCUGUAACGCGAUUUCUAGGUAUUGUCCAAUAAACAGAGCACAAAGCAUUCUAUCGUACAUCUAAUACUUGCAUUUACGUGUGAAAUAUCGACAAAUCGUCUUGAAUUACGUUUGCCAAGACUUAUUUUUUUCUUCAUUCAUCGAUCCUUCGACAAGUUCUUUUAUUUAUUCUUUUCUGGAAGGACCGGUUAAGCAAGAUUCGAAUUAAGGAUGAGAUUUAUAACGUCGUUAUUCGGAAAUGGUUCGCCCAAGACUAUGGGAAGGCAAUAUAUGAAAGUUGGAAGAAAUGCACUUCUGGGUAUAAAACCGAAUCAAAAGGAUGGUAUUUGUUCGGAAAAAGUACCAACACCAUUGUCUAUGCUCAUUUCAAGAGGGGGCAAGUUAAAACACAGUAGAAUAGCAGCAAUUUGUUUUGGCCUUCUUGCUCUUAUCAUCGGCAUCGUUCUUAGCAGUAUACCAUGGGUAGAUUACAUUAUUUUGAAGCAAUUACGUUUAUGGAAUGGCUCGCUCUCUUUUCAAUAUUGGCAGAAACCUGGAGUUGUUCGAUUGACCAAAGUCUACAUAUUUAAUAUGACCAAUACCGAAGGCUUUUUACAAUUCAAUGAGAAGCCGAAACUUCAAGAAAUCGGUCCUUUUGUUUAUAGGGAAGAUAUGGAAAAAGUCAACAUAGUUUUUCACAAUAACGGUACUGUGACUUAUCAACAUAAGAAAAUUCUACAUUUCGUUCCUGAAAUGUCCAGAGAUGGAAAGCUCAAAGUAAUGGUUCCUAAUAUUCCACUACUUACACUUUCGACGCAAAGCAAGAGUCUACCUCGAUUUAUCACGAUCGGUUUAUCGAUGUUUCUAAGUGGAAUGCAAAUGAAACCAUUUAUUCCUCUUACUGUUCAAGAACUUGUAUUUGGUUACGAUGAUCCACUCGUUAGUAUAGCGCAUCGAUUUUUUCCGAUAAGUCGGCGUCCUAUGAGUAAAAUGGGAAUUCUAAAUGGCAGAAACGGUACGUUAACUGAGGUAUCGACAAUAUAUACCGGACACACAGAUAUGAAAGUAUUUGGUCUUAUAAAUCGAUUAAAUGGAUUGGAUCAUCUACCUUACUGGCCAGAAGCACCAUGCAAUUCUAUCAUAGCUUCCGAAGGUUCAUUCUUUCCUCCACGAGAUAAAACCGGAUCGGAUAUUGUUCAUAUUUGGGACAAAGACCUCUGCCGUAUUUUACCAUUGCAAUAUCGUGGACCAGUAAAAAAUAGUUCCAUAAAAGCAGAUUUAUAUACGCCACCGGAAAUGGUUUUCGGACUGCCUGAUGAUAAUAAUCCAGAAAAUAAAUGCUUCUGCUCGGAUGAUCUUUCUACUUGUCCAAAAAAAGGAUUACAAAAUAUCAGUCCUUGCCAAUACACUGCACCAGUCUAUAUAUCUUUUCCACAUUUCUAUCAAGCUGAUACGGAACUUUUAGACGCUGUUCUAGGAUUAAAACCAGUUCCAGAAUUACACGAAACUUAUUUUAAAAUACAACCGAAACUCGGUGUACCUAUAGAAGGAAAAGUUCGAGUACAGAUAAAUCUAAAGGUAGAACAACAGCCGAAUAUCGGCGUGGUCGCGAAUUUUCCUGAUAUAGUGUUUCCGAUAAUGUGGCUCGAAGAAGGUAUCGAAGAAUUGACGCCAUCGAUCAGAAGAUGGGUUUAUUUGGCUACAACAUUUGCGGACAUUGCAGUACCAUGUGUCAGUUACGGGUUGAUUCUAGUCGGUUUGAUAACUAUAAUCGUGGUCUUCGUUAAGGCUUACAACAACGUGGUGUUUACACACGAAGCAAUAGAGUUAGGAAAGAGGACUAUUAGAAGAGGAUCGUCCUUCUUAGUAAAUCAACAGCAUCGAUUACUCGUUAAUAAAGACUCCAAUUAUGUUUUAUUAAGUGACGAUAUCGAAGAGAUAUCUACUGACGUAGUUGUAUGAUCGAAACUUUUAGAUAAAGAACGAAACGAAACGAAACAAUAAGGAAUGAAACGGAAUGAUAUGAAAGAAGAAAAUAAUAAAUAAUACCAAUGACAUUAAUAUUAGAUGUUAAGACAUUAUUCCAUAAGACGAAACUACCAUACGUUCGAUAUGUCACACCAAAGUUUCGUAAAGAUUCGUCGGGGAACUAAUAAAACGAACGGUUAAGUGUGCUAUAAAUGUGAUAACACGCAACGCGUUCAUUACUUUCUUCGUUCAAUAAAGGUUUAAAAGUAUAGGUCGCGAGAAACGUCUCGAAAAGAUCGUUUCAUUUUUGUUAUGUCUGUGAUGCCGUCCCUUUAUUUAUAAUCCUCAAAAUAAAAGCUAACGUUAUUUAGGCCACAUCACAUUGGUCGACGAUCGAAACGAACUUGUCUUUUCUCUUAUUCCAUUAAUUAAAUUGUUAUGUUUCUCUUCGUUGACCAGUUGAGAUGCUCUCGGUUAAAAUCUAGUGCAAUAUCAGGAUCAUAUAUUUUAAUAUAUUUUCUAUCAAUGACUACCAAAUUCUAAUGUCGAACAAAUAUAUAUACGUAUAUUGAUGUACUCUUAUUAAAAGAUAUAACAAUUACUGAAAUAUUUCGAAAUAUAUGCGACGUUUUUUGAUUAGCUAAGCUGAUCUAACUACUUAUAGGGAUUAAAGAAAGGUUCUAAUAGCAUUAACGAAUAAAAUAAUAUUUCUAUUAACAUCAUCGUAUAAUUUUGAUAACGAUGAUAUUUUUUUAUUCUUUUUUUACUUCGAUAAUGUUAUAAUUAGUUAUAAAAAAAGGGUGGUGUUUUGUGAGAAUUGCAUAUGUGAAUAUUCGAAUAAUAUUCUUUAACAAUUACAAUUCGUAUUUAGAAUUGUUCGUUAAAUAUAGUAAUUUGUUAUUGUAUUAGAAUAAUAAUUCGAAGAUAUUCGAUUAUUUAAUUUAUAACUUCUUAUCAGUAUUGACUGAUUCUUCACUCUAUUUAGAUUAACUAAAUUAAUUAAAUUAAUGAAAAUUUGUGCUUGGCUUUUAUUUCGAAUUUUUGUGGAGUCAUGAAGAAUUUGAUACAUAUUGUAUUAAUUGAUUAUAAAUCUAUUUUGUUCAAAAAUAAAUAACAACAUUUUAUUU